AUGCCCCCCAGAUGGGGUGGAUGUGGACUCCUUCCGCUCGCCGACCUCGCCGACGUCCUGUCCAUCGCGCACGUCUUCCGUAUGCUUACGGUUGGCGACGCGGCGGUCAGGGAGUUGGCGUGGGAAUCGCUGAGGGGAGUGGUGGGACGCAGGAUAGGCCACCCCCCUAGUUGCGAGGAUAUCGCCUCUUUUCUCUCCGGCUCGCUGGAGGGGAAACUGAGGGGGGGAGGGGAGGCUUCGCUUUGGUCUAGGGCAAGGAGUGCCGCGCUUCGUAUGUCCGAGAGGCUGUCCCUGCGGUGGCGGUGGGCCGAGGUCACGGGGGAGAUGAUCUUGGAGUGCCGGGGUCCCAGGGGCGUGGCAAUCAAGAUUCCGCCUGGUGCGCGCGCCCAGGUCGUGAAUCGGUUGCGCUCAGCUGUAGCAGAGCACUACGCGAAACGCUUGUUAGACAAACCCGAUCAGGGAAAAGUCUUCGAGGUGUCGUCGCGAUGUGGGGUGAGCAAUCACUUCAUCCGCGGCGGCAGCUUUACUCGCUUCGCUGACUGGCGCUUUAUCCACAGGGCACGCUUAGACGUGCUGCCCCUCAACGGCGCGCGGCGUUGGGGGAGCGGAGACAAGCGCUGUCGGCGGUGCGGUAAGGUAUCGGAGACUCUUCCCCAUGUGCUCUGUCACUGCGGCGUCCAUGCUGCCGCGAUACAGCUGAGGCACAAUGCUGCGCUCCAUCGGCUCUGGAAGGCUUGCCGUCUGCCAGGGGAGGUGCGAAUCAACCAGCGGGUUGAGGGCAUGCAAGGGGAACUUGGGGAGCUACGGCCUGAUCUCGUGGUCAGGCACGAGCAAUCCAAGAGUGUCGUCAUAUGCGACGUGACGGUGCCCUUUGAGAACCGUUGGCAGGCUUUCGAGGAGGCUAGGGCGAGGAAAAUUGCCAAGUACUCGCCUCUAGCUGAGGAGCUCCAGCGCAGGGGGUACCGUGUGGUCGUGACGGCCUUCGUCGUGGGUGCCCUCGGCUCGUGGGAUCCGAGGAACGAAGCGGUGUUGAGGCUGCUGAGGAUUGGCAACCAAUAUGCGUCAAUGAUGCGCCGCCUAGUUGUUUCGGAUGCCAUUCGCUGGUCUCGCGACAUCUACGUGGAGCAUGUGUCCGGCAUCCGCCAGUACCAGGCUCCUUCCCGUCCCUCUGGGGAUGGGCUCGCGACGCCGCCCCGAGCCGUUCGCCGACGCUGGCUCGCCGAGGAACGGGAACAUCAGGAUGCGGCGCGUCGCGGCUUUGUGGAUGCGAAUGUCGCGUAA
Molecule: messenger RNA, 1281 nt
Organism: Wasmannia auropunctata (little fire ant)
Lineage: Eukaryota; Metazoa; Arthropoda; Insecta; Hymenoptera; Formicidae
Exons: 1
Coding region: 1-1281 (426 amino acids)
Source: RefSeq, a predicted model, not a curated record